Messenger RNA from Pocillopora meandrina, 2070 nucleotides. The record is from the annotation of a GenBank genome assembly. Lineage: Eukaryota; Metazoa; Cnidaria; Anthozoa; Scleractinia; Pocilloporidae.
GAGCAAAGGAAAGUGAAACAAUCUUGCCGUUGAAAGCUAUUACAGAUCUUAGCCUCUCUUAAUCUUAAAAAUUCGCGAUAUGUAAUGGUAUUUCUUUCACAUUUACGAUAUCAGGGCAAGAAUGUUUACCUAAUGUUAUCUUUCCAGCUGCUCUUGCGGAAGAAAAUUCGAUGCGGACGAUGAAUGGCUCGACGAACGAAACUGCCGACACAGAAGCGUGCAUAUUCGAGUUAAGUUUUCGGAUUCCCAUAUCCAUUCUGUUUGUUGCGACAUUUUUGCUGUCUUUAUCCGAGAAUGUUUUGGUGACCAUCGUGAUUAGCAUCGACAAAAAACUACGAAGACCUUCAAAUGGCUAUCUUUUGAGUUUGGCGUUGACAGACAUUAGUAUCUCAAUCGGAUUGAUACCACUAGAGAUGACAUAUGUAUGGUCGUACCCAAAGUGGCCACUUGGCUCCACAGGAACAAAUUUUCUUAACUCUGUAUGGCUAUUCUCAAUAGCAGGUUCUUUCAUCACCCUGCUAGUUAUCACAGUAGACCGCUACAGAGCAGUGAUGUCCGUGGUACGAUACAGGGAUAUUGCUUCAUGGCGGAGAACAUUUGCGAUCGUUGGAUUAGUCUGGAUCUACGUUGUAACUAUCGUAGUAUUAAUGGGUCUUUUUGCCUUUGAGCCAAUUACGGAAGAAACAUAUGAAUGGAACGUUAAUUUCAAAUUUUAUUACGCGUUCUUGGCCAUGCACAUAGUUCUUCCAAUGCUUCUGAUUAGUGCAUUUUACUACAAAAUAUACAAGAAGGCAGUGGAGAACCGACAACAACUCUUGUCACGCGGUCAGGUACAUCCCGGAACUGCCACUAGUUCUGAUACCGUCACGGAAACUAGACUUGAGGUUAAAAUGGCAAAAACUGUUGCCUUUGUGUUUAUGUUUCUGGUCAUUGUGUGGAUGCCAGUUUUAAUUUUGGAAAUUUUUUAUGCUAUCGGUAGUCAGUCCUGUGUUGUAGGACAACUUGGGGUUGUUAGUGUGUGGCUGACUUGUAGUAAUGGCGCUAUCAAUCCUAUAGUUUACUCUCUCAGGAACAAAGACUUCCACCGCUCCAUGUUGCAGUUGAUUCGAUGCAAAAGACCCAGGUCCGCCAGCGCUUAUAGGCUACCACAUUAACCCUUAACUCUCGUGAGUGACCAAGACAUGAUUUCUCCUUACAAAAUUAACACUACAUAAAAAAGAAAAGUUAUAAGACUAAAGAAAAAUUAUCAAUAAUUGGAAUAUUAAUUGAUCCAAUACCAAAUUCUCAAAAGUUACUUAUUACGAAUUGUAUGACAAACGGUAAGGAGAAUUGCUUUUGAGAUCUUGGGAGCGUAAGGGUUAAUAAUCCCAGUGCAAUUCAGAAAUACUUUUAGGAGUGUUUUUGUGGUUACAGUUAUUAUAUUGAGGUGCGUGGGAAGUUUCGGUAGAUUUCGUCAAUUGUAGCAAACAGCAGAAUUUAAUAAAACCUCAUUGGUCGCUUACUUUUACAAAAUUGUAAAUUAAUUGAUGUUUUAAUACGCAAUUGUUGUUAGCGUUGGCAAAGAGAACCCUGAUUAUUGUCUAAUUACGCCCCCAAGGAUCAAUUUUAAGUCCCAUAUUGUUUGUUUUGUUUAUAAAUGAUCUCCCUAAGGUUUUAACUGAAUGCCAAAUUUUGAUUCUCAAGGAAUAGUGAACACCUUAACAAACGAAUUGGCACUGAUAAAUAAAUGGCUCAAAGAUAAUGAUUUGUUUAUGCAUAAGAGCAAAACGGAGUGUCUGUUAUUUGGCAUUGGCCCCAGGCUGGCACUUUCUACUUCUUUCUCUGUAGCUAUUGAUUAAAAAGCACUUAGUAGCGCUUCUGAGUAUAAAUAUCUCGGAGUUGUUCUCGAUGCGUCGCUUACGUGGAAUGCGCACGUUGAACACUUGAUCGGUAAGGUUAGAAAGAGAUUAGCAAUAUUAGCCCGACUUAGGAAAAAUAUAAACAUGUACACGACAGGUACGUACCGUUAAUAUUCACUAAUAUUUCUAGUCAAUUUAGUUUUCAUAUAUGUAGGGCCUCUAUGGAUAGCAG